This is a messenger RNA of Humulus lupulus (European hop), 1453 nucleotides long. RefSeq names its product protein IRX15-LIKE. The record is from RefSeq and is a predicted model, not a curated record. NCBI's taxonomy places the organism in Eukaryota, Viridiplantae, Streptophyta, Magnoliopsida, Rosales, Cannabaceae. The coding region runs from base 223 to 1200 and encodes 325 amino acids. The transcript has a single exon. Gene Ontology annotation, biological process: xylan biosynthetic process.
AAAGCUUGAUUGCGUAAGGUGAAAACUCUCACGUUUUUAUUGGUCUUUCUCUUUCACUCUCAACCAAAAUUUGCUUCUAUUUUCAGAGAACGAUUCUUCUCUGAUAUUUAUAACUCAAUCCCAUUUUCACAAUCAUCCUCACCACCACCAUUACUAGGUCACCAAGCUCCAAAAAAAAAAAAAAACCCAGAGAAAACCCUAAGUUCUUCUUCUUCAUCAGAAAUGAAGAACACAAAUAACAGUAACACAAAGCUCAUUCUUCUCCAUCCCUACAUUCUCAAGCAAGGAAACUCAAACCGUCUAUGGCUUCUUGCAAUCAUAUCCUUCUUCACAGUAGCUUUUCUCUUGACCCUAAUCUACACCAGAGACUCCACCACCACAACCGCCGCCACCGCCGCCGCAACCGCAGCCAUGACGACAGCAGGUUUAUCGGCGAACUCAAACGCCGGAGCCGGCUCAGCUCCUUUAUCGACCAACGUAGUCAACACUCUCUUACACUACGCGUCUCGAUCAAACGACACGUUCAAGAUGUCGUUUAGCGAGCUGAAACCCAUCGCUGACGUCAUCAGAAAAUGUUCUUCACCGUGUAACCUUCUGGUCUUCGGUCUCACACAAGAAACCCUUCUCUGGAAAGCUCUCAACCACAACGGCCGCACGGUUUUCAUCGACGAGAACCGCUACUACGCCGCCUACUACGAGCAGCUCCACCCCGAGAUCGACGCUUACGACGUUCAGUACACGACGAAGGCGAGCGAGAUCAAGGAGCUCAUCGCCGCGGCGAGAGAUCAGAUCAAGAACGAGUGUCGUCCGGUUCAGAAUCUGCUCUUCUCCGACUGUAGACUCGGCCUCAACGACUUGCCCAACCACGUCUACGAAGUCGACUGGGACGUCAUCAUCGUUGAUGGGCCGAGAGGUGAUUGGGCCGACGCACCGGGCCGGAUCCAGCCCAUUUUCACGGCCGGGGUUCUGGCCCGGAGCAAGAAGGGUGGCAACGCUAAAACGCACGUGUUCGUUCAUGAUUUCAGAAAGGGUUUGGAGAGAGUUUGUGGUGAUGAGUUUUUGUGUAGAGAGAAUCUUGUUGAGUCGUCUUCGGAGUUGCUUGGUCAUUACGUGGUUGAGAAAAUGGACGAGAGUAGCUUCCAAUAUUGUCGUAAUGGUAAUCAGAGUGUCGUUUCGACGAAUUCUUCGUCGUUGUCGUAGUUGAGUAAUGGUGUCGUUUUUUUAUUUGUUUUUGGGUUUUUGGUUCCAUACAUACGUGUACGUACAAAUAAUAGUGAUGUUGUAUACUCUUGGGUGGGAAAGAGGGAUGAUAAUGGUGGCUAUUUAUGAUCAAUUUGGUCAUCUUUUAGAAUUUUUCUUUUUUUUUUUCGUUUGGGAAUGUAAAAAAUAAUUCUUUUUGUUAAUUGUAAUGUGUACCAUGAAAGUAAAUGAAAUAUCACUUAAAUUUCAAUUU